AUGCAUUUCGCGUGUCUUGUGUGCGAGCAGGUAGUGGGCGGCGUCCUCGCGGCGAAAGCGCGCGAUCCCGCCCACAAAAGAGCCCGGACUGCGACUGAUGCGGAGCCCCUCCGUGACCCAGAAAAUUCGUCGUUUGGCGCCCCCAGCGGCGCGAUUUCGGCGGGAAAACACGCCCAGGCACCGUCCACGACGACAGAAGACGCUCAGGUAUCCCGCUGCUGCGUUUGUGACGGUAUUUACCACACGCCGUGCCUGUCGAAGCUCGAGGGGGGUCUGGAACAAGGGCUAGCAGCGAUCGGAGCGGCUUUUACGUGCGCGAAAUGCCGCUUUGAGGCCAAGAAACAGACGGACUGUGGGGACGAGACAUUCGACGAGGAAGCGCUGCCGAUUCUCGUGCCGGCGCUGGCUUUCCCGUACGUGAGGCGGCCCUGGAAGGCCCGCAACGACGGGAAUUUCACGAAGCACAGUGGAAUUUCAGUGGAGAAGGAGGAAAUUGACGAUGAAGAGAUGGACGAGAGUGAUGGCCAUGGGUGGAGCGUGUUCUCUACUGCUGUGGAGGUGUGCACGACCUGCCGACAGGUGCAGAUCGCUACGGAGGAAAGGGACAGCUGUCCGAAGUGCCAUGACGCCAAGCUGCAUCGACGCUGUGUGCUGCACCAUCAAGCGGAGCAUGGAUCCACGAAAAAGAAGAUGAAGAAGGCGUAUCGUGCAACGGGAAGGAAGAGACGACGUACCGAAGGCACGUUGGAGUGGUGCGCACCGUGCCUGCAGCAGAACGGCAAGCAGGCCAAGCAGCUGGGGGAUGGAUCUAUUGAGACGCGCACCAUUGCAAUGCUCGUGCGUGACGAAGAUAAGACGGAGGAGCAAGUACAGUGGUGGAAGGACUGCAGUGUGUGCAAGGGACGCUUUUGUUUGCAGGAGUUCUGCGACCCACAGGAGACGGAUGCGAGUCUGGACGAGGUGCUCGAGCACGCGCUAUUGGAUGAUGAAAGUGGUGCUGAAUGGCGUUGUGGACGUUGCGCUCAAGAAGCUGCUGUAGCUGCCUCGGUGGCAGGUGUUAGCGCAGCGGAUGCACUGGUUACGGCUACUCCCGAGCUCGUGACCGUGCUGAUCUGUGAUGGAUGCGAUCAGGAGUUCGAUAUGGCUAGCAUUUCUCCACCCCUGUCAAGCAUUCCAGAAGGUGAUUGGUUUUGCAGUAACUGCGUUUCCCAGUCAAGGGGCGCUGCCACCGGUGCUGGCAGUUCGACGGCGCCACUAGUUCCCGUGACGCUGUUGCUUUGUGACUUGUGUGACGGUGAAUUUGAUAUGAUGGCGUUGGAUCCACCGCUAACCGAAGUGCCAAGUGGCGACUGGUUCUGUUCAGCUUGUAGUUCCACGCAAGACACCCCGAGUCGAGGCACAACCCGCCGCCUGAAAACAAACGCUGGCCCAACUCAUGAUCCUCCAAGUGAUGUGUCCGCCACACAAGACACCCCGAGUCGAGGCACAACCCGCCGCCUGAAAACAAACGCAACUCAUGAUCCUCCAAGUGAUGUGUCCGCCACACAAGACACCCCGAGUCGAGGCACAACCCGCCGCCUGAAAACAAACGCUGGCCCAACUCAUGAUCCUCCAAGUAAUGCUUCCGUCGACGAUAAUGCUAGUGUUGACCCGCGCGUGCUCAUCCCACAGCCAAUCACCAUGGUGGUAUCGUCUGUUGGUAUCCGGAAUGAAUUUGAUGGAAUUAAGGCUACGAGUGGGUGGAGCUAUACCAAUCCGACUGUGGUGGUUGCAGACCCAGACGACAACCUUGCUGCCUUCAAAAUUGAUGACGUCGAGGAAAGCGAAAUUUGUAUUGUUUGCGAUAUCUGCUUUGGUGAAUUCAAGAUGACCGACGUCUUGGGUACCGGUGAUGCAUCUGCUGUUCCCGCUCGCCCGUGGUUUUGCAAGCCGUGUCUUAGAGCCCUCAAGCGAAGCAGAAAGAAGAGGCCUCGGUUUUCCAAGCAAAUGGUGCUGGAGAUGCAAGUCUACGGCCGUCUUUUACGACCGACUGCCGAGAAGGUUUCGGAUAUUGGAGAAGUUAUUCGUCUUGGAAAUCCACCAAACUCGCGUGCAGAGCGGCGCAAAAUGUACGAGCUUGUUGGGAAAAGCGUGGGGGUCUUUUUGCAGUGGGACAAGCAGUGGGUGAUAGGGCGCGUUACAGCCUUUCACGCGACACACCCUUCAAUGCACCACACUGUCUGCUUCGACGACGGUGUAGUAGCGUCAUUGCCGCUGUACGCGUUUCCGAUGGUUAUUGGAACGCGCACGAUGCUUUAUGUCAAGGUUCCGGCACUGCAGAACCGGUGGUGGCCUGCACAGGUACUGCAGCUAAAUGCUCUUGCGCGAAAGCUGCUUUUUACGACUGACGAAGAAGAGGUUGGAGCACGAGCCAACUUUCGCUUCGUGCGGAUAUUUGCUGGCAAUGACGAGCACGUUGAAACGACUCAGUACAUAUCAUGCUGGGUUCCCAAGUACCUGUGUCGAAUUAUGAAAAACUUCGUUCCGCCGCCUCCAGAAGAACCGACGACAACAGGAACGAUGGACACUGUGAACGACAUGUUCGCGACGUCGUUGGAGCGGGCGCACCAUGAGACGCAAGCCGAAAUUGAUCAUUUAGACCGCGUGUUUCAAGCAUUGCUAGUUGGGUUUCAGCGAGCGAUGAAAACUCCAGUGGCACUAGUACUUGAGAAGCCUGGAAAGGGCACGAAGCGCGUUGGUGGGCAGUCGGAUGUUGGUGAGCGCUAUGCUCAAAUCGCCGAAGCCAUGCUUGGUAAAAUCAUUGAGAUCACGUCAGUGGGCUCACGCAGCGAUGAUUUAUCCCCAGAGACGUAUGUGGUUAAAAGGUUUGACGCCGUCGCGAAAAAACAUGGCAUUGUACUUCACGAUGGUGGAGCGUGUUCGGAUGACGAGAAAUCCGAGACGAUGGUGGACCUACUUCUCGGUACUGAUGAGAUUGCAUACCAUUUUGACGAUGCCAGUUCUUUCAGCGAGCUGGCAAUUAUGCUCGAGUUGAGCGGUUCUGACGUGGGUGGAGGUAUUCCCGGAGAGUUUCACUCGAAAGAGCUGCUUGAAAGAGCAAUUAUUCGCGAGACCAGCAUACUUCGUGACAGUGCUGCUUUGGCGAAAGCGGACGGGGAAAAUAAGGAUCCGAACAACUCGUGCAGCUGCUGCUUACUCGGGCCAGACGAACUCCGGGGUGGUGUUGAUUCAAAUGAAGUUGUGGGAAAUGGAGAACAAAAGGAGGAGUUGGUAGAGUGUGCAAAGUGUGACCGAAGAUUCCACACUACUUGUUGUGAUCCGCCGCACGCGCCAAUCUCGCUUGUGAACCCAGAGGAUGGCGAGGUUUUGAUAUCUGAUUUGAAGGUACCGUUCGUGUGUAGUGAUUGCACGUCGUGCGCGGGCUGCCACCGCCAGAAAGAGAAUGAGGACCAAGCCUUGAGGACUGCGACAGGCAAUGCCUCUGACGAACUGAGUCCACGUUGGUCACAGUGGCGUCUUCCGUUGCAAUCCGCCGCACUAUGCUCAAAGUGUAUUCCAUAUUACAAGGCUAACCGGUUCUGUGGUGUCUGUAAUCUGGUGCUGGACGACGAGCAAUUGGCGACAAGUGUGGAUAUGCUGACAUGUUCGACAUGCCACCACUGGAUCCACGCGGACUGUGAGCCAGAUCCUCACCCGGCUUUCCACGCAUUCAGCGCUAGCAGGGAUUUCACGUUGGAUGUUAUCGUCGAUGAUGAACCAAGCCUACCGAAUUCAGAGGGCAACGCGGGGCCUACCGCCACUAUCGCCCAAGCAAGUCGUGAAGUUGAUACUGAGUCGAACUCAAGUGUAAGGACCCCAGUGGGUAGCCGCAGCCCGUCUGUGGAACGGGAAGCGCCAGCUAAUGGGAGAAAUCUUGCAAUUAGAGAUGACGGAUUCAAGACGGCCAAGCAGAUUGAAGAAGACUUUGCCCAUUCCCUUCGGUUUGGAGCUUCGUACGACCCGAAGGUGCUGCACAAUUAUGAGUGCCUUACGUGCCGUAAGGUUCGUAUGCUUCAUGUACUCCACCGCCUUGGCGUCGAAGACAAGCUGGACCUGUUCAAAGAGCCUGUAACAGAGGCGAUUGCCCCUACAUACUUCGACAUCAUCAAGUCCCCUAUGGAUCUCAGUACCAUGCGGCGCAAAAUUCUGGAUGGCAAGUACACUUGCGUUAACUUCCGGUCUUUCCGUGACGAUUUCGAGUUAAUGUGCCUGAACGCUGUCACGUUCAACUCGAAGGAACGCGAUUUCUUGAUUUGGCGCGAGGCUUGGAGGUUCUACGGCCAAGGACAGAGAAUUUUCCGCCAAACGGCACCCAAGGCUCGCAUGAAGCAGCGCGGAGGACGCCAUUACGAUGCCCUGUUAGUCGCAGCGAAGCGGCAGUUGCCUAACAAUUCAGCACUAGCUGGAAAAGCGGAUGGUGAUUCAGUUGAGGCAAACCAGAAUGACGGCGAUGGUGGAGACAACGACGAUGAUGACGACCUUGAUGAUGAUGAAGAUGGCGACAAUGGCUCAGAUGCGGGAUCAGAAGCAAACACACGAGGAAAUGGCCAGCAAGAAAAUGCAGGCUCUUCCGUUGGGUCAGCAAGUGCCAUGGCAUCAGAUGCAGCAUCAGUGCACGACAGUGAUGCAAGCAGUAAUUUACCGGAUUCAGCAGGAACUAAUCAGCGAAGAGAGCUAACUCGUACCGCUAGUUCGGCUGGAACAGCUAAUGGAUCAAUCUCCGCCGUGAGCACAGCGCUCGGUGACCGACGAAUUAUCACGAAUGAUGCGCUGAUAUUCCAGACAAAACUCCGCGCUGGCAAUUCGAUCUCGCGCGUCCCGCUCUUCCAGCUCGUACAGACGCGCACUUCAGCUCAUACAUACAGCUGGUUGGAUAUGUGUGCUGUGUGCGGCAGUGCUGGCUUGCAAAGCGACUUUAUUUUCUGCGUUGACUGCGGCGAAGGGUUCCACUCAUUCUGCGCUCCCGGUAUGGGCAUUGACCGCAUGGAAGGCAACGACCAGAUUCGUGCUUACUGGCGGUGUCCGAACUGCAAAAUGUGCGAAAUAUGUGGUCAACCUGGAGCCGUUUGUGGGGCUGAAGGCAACCCCGGCCGCGUACCUGCAACAGCAGGAAGUAUCGACAGCCCAGCUCCUCCUACUCCUACAGCAAGUGGUGUAGUGGAGGCGGACAUUUCCCUGGAGCUUUCUAUCAGUGAACCACUUUUACUGUGCGCGAAUUGCGAUCGUGGUUACCACGGUUCUUGCCUAGUGCCAGCUAUUAAGCUGCCGAAUUCGAAGAAGCGCGACGGCGAUACCCUCACAAUUUUCUGCGCAAGCUGCGUAACAUGCACAAAUUGCGAGGAUACCAAGAAGAAUAGCGUGGAGCACCUGCAUUCUGAAGAGGCUAAGAAGGACCAUCUCGCGACCCUCGAGCGCACUUACAGCUACGAACGAAAUAAGUGCUUGCACUGCCACAACCGCCGAGAGCGCGAGGCGGAAGCUCUCAAGGAAAAGACCCGACUGCUGACGGAGGUGUGGUCCGAAGCUGCGCGCAAAAACAAGAAGGACGCUGAAAAGUGCCCACUCUGUCGACGUAAAUGGGAUGCCGACUCCGAAGAACUUAUGCAGUGUGAUGCCUGUGAGCGUUGGGUGCAUCCUCCGUGCGAUGCCUUGCUGAAGGCUGAACCUAAGCGGUACCAGAUCCUCGUGGACGAUCCCAAUGCUGUGUACGUGUGUGCUGCGUGCCGUCCCCAGGAACGUGCGCACCUUACCAGCAAGGCCUCUGAUGGUGAAGGUUGGCGAUGUCAGGUGCUCAUUGCCGAUAUUCAGCGUAAGCGUUUGCAGUGCGAGUCCAGCUGGAAGGAGACGCACAUGCAGCAUGAACAGGUUGAGCGGUGGAAGCGUUUGGCCGACCACACGCCUGUUUACUUGUACGUGCUGCGCCUUGGAGAGGAAUGUCUCCGGAAUUUCGCGUACCGCAGCCUCAACUUUCAAAGUGACUGGUAUCGCUUUACGAAGCAGCAAGAGCUAGAUGCGAGUGGGGUGACUUUGCCAGAUUGGCUACUGCGCAAGGCCAAUCGGUACAUGCGGUUCAAACGGUACGUUCGAGGACCUCGCGCAGCAGCCCGGCGUCAAGAGCGGAAGACACAAAGCUUCUACUCUAAGCAAACUGUCGGCUUAAACACUCGCAAGGAUGCGAGUGCCAUCUGCACAAUUGUAUCCGAAGCUGCAAGCUGCGCUGCGCUGUUGGCAUGCGUACAUCUUCUCUAUGGGUGGCGCCCACUUCCUGAAGUUGUACUGCACUUGCUAUCGUGCGACGAGGACGGAGUGACUGGAACUGAACAACGCAAACUGGGAGAGCCGCUGUUAAAGCGUCUGCGAGCUGGUGAGAGUGUUGACGGCGAAGAGACGAAACCACGAUUGAAACUGGAAGAGGAAAUCGCUGCGAUCAAAGAACAAUACGAUCGUCGCGUAGCUAAAAGACACCUCGUGCACGAAGCUACUUCAGAAAUCACGGUAUUUGGCGCCGGUGAUGCUGCAACUGGAACUGUAACCUCACCGAACAAUGGAUCGAAAACAGAGAAGGAACCUUCUUUAAAGGACGGAAGUGGUGACCCACCUUCGGAUGCGAAGAGGCCUACGCCUCAAGUGAGUAUUGACACGCUACCUGCCUCCAAAGAACACACGACACCUUUGCCAGCAGCAUCGCCGCUCACACCGUCCCGCGGAAAGCAUGGUGUGAUGGUCCAGAUGACGACAGCGUGUCCCUUACAUGGUUGGCCCACCAGCGCUGAAGGAGAAAAGGACUUGGACGACAGCGAAUCCUCUGGCACCUUGACCAUACCAUUCGAAGACUCUCGAUUUUGCGCUUUGUGUUUCAUGAUUGGCGACAACACUGCGUGUGGACGUCUGCUCUACACCGAGUCCGAAACCUGGGUGCAUGUAAAUUGUGCGAUUUGGUCUAUGGAGGUGUACGAGGACGCGGCGGGUGUGCUGCAUAAGUGCAACAAGGCAAAACACCGCAGCCGCCUCGUUCGCUGCGACGCAUGUGGGCUCAUGGGAGCCACUAUCGGUUGUACCAUAGCACGCUGCACGACACACUACCACUUUCCGUGCGCAGUAGAUGCUGGAGUGGCGUUCUUACCGAACGGUGAAACUUGCUGCCCAUUUGCACCACACUUGGAUAUCGUGGCACGAAAACUGAAGGCUACUAACGGAAUGCCGUUGUCAAUAGCCGCUACGCCUCAAGUCGUUGAUGUGAAGGCUGAAGAACCGCAAGCUGUUGAGAACGGAGACGAUGAGAUGGCCAGCGCAGUAUCAGCUACAUCUGAUCGGAAUGCAUCGAGUGUAACAAUUGAUGAAAAUGAGUCUGCGGACGCGGUGAGUUCAGCGGAGGAUAGUGGAGGCAAGAGCGAUGAAAAUGCAGACGACAGUGAACCCAAGAUGCCGGUCAAUGAAGAUUUGACGACAUCGAGGCUCCCAACAGCUUCGCCCGACAGUGCUGCGGAAGCCGAGGCACCCUCGAUUGAUGAAAUUAAGGAAGAGAGUGUUGAUGCACCUGCAGACAAGAAGACGGGCGAAGAAAAUUCGCAGACCCCCGCGCAGGACAACAAAACAGCCAGUGACGAACCUGUGGCAGCUCCAGAAUAUGUGCUACCAGUGAUUAAUCCGCGUCCGGAGCCGCGAAGAAGUCUAUUCAGUGACCCACCACUCGUGACAGUGUCUGAUUUGAAAAAGAAGAAGCGUGCCGAGAUCAAACGCGGCAUCAAGCCACGUCCGAUGUGCUACCGCCUGGGUGCGCUGACGGUUCACUCUCUUGGUCACGUGUUUGUUGGCAACGGAAGCUUCCAUACUCGAACGGCUAUUUACCCGCUGGGAUUCCGUAGCACUCGCAUUUUCUGGAGCACACGUCACCUGGCGACACGUUGUCUCUAUGAAUGUGUGAUCUCUAGCACCGAAAUUGAAGAGCGACGUGCCCGCCGACUAAAGGGUGAAGUUGAAGCUGAUGAUGGUGAGUAUGAUCAGCAUCGACAACGACCGCGCGUGGUGUUUAAGAUUACAGCGUCGGAUGACCAAGAGCGACCAAUUGUAGCAUCUACACCGGAAGAUGCGCUGAUCGAGUUACGGAGCCGCGUGGUGUCACUCUAUGAAGAGCAGAGAGGAUUCUCUGCGACUCCCCGAUGUGGCGGUCGAAGGCACGGCUCUGCUGCGGUGGAGACUGAGCGAAAUCCAUUCUUGAAGCGCAGCUCGUGGUUCUCGUUUGCACUGAGUGGCGACUACUUCUUUGGAUUCGGGCUGCCUGAAAUCACACGCCAGAUCGAGAAGCUCCCUUACGCGCCUACUACUGCGAUUUGCCGCCGCUCUAUUGUGAGGAAGCUCCGACAACAACAGCAGCGCCAAGGGCAAAGCCCGCUGGCUGGCUCAGCCGCAGCGACGUGGGGGUCUGGCUCGCGAAAGCGCAGCCAUGACACGAUGCAGCAAAGUGCAGCUAGUGCAGCUGACGUGAUCUCCGCAAUGUUUGAGGAUGAAGUGGAAGCGGAGCCGUACGAAUUCUCGCAAGUGCUACCGUCUGCCGAAGCAUUCCAGACUGCCGAAAGAGUGAUGGAGCAGCUCAUCCGGGCUGAGCAGCGUGCGCGACAGUCCUCUGGAUGUGCACGAGCCGAUGGGUUUGAGGGCAAUAGGCUGUUUGGUGCACCAAAGAAGGCCAAGAUCAUGCCGAGACGCCAAGCACUCAACAAGGAAGCCACCAACGAGCCCUUAGCCGGAGCAGCGAACGGCAAUGCGACUGGAAGCAGCAAUAGCGGUGGUGUAGCUAUGGAUAUCGAGCAUUUACCGAUCACGAUGCAGUACCGAGAGCUGCGUCGUCGGCCGUUCGACGAGCGCAUGCUGGUUCGGAAGUCAUCCAUCCACGGCUACGGGUUGUUCAUGAAGGAGGCUGUGAGCGAGGGUCAGAUGAUCGUCGAGUACCAGGGGCAAAUGAUUAACCAGGCCGUGGCGGAUGAGCGGGAACGGCGCUAUGAAGAGCAGGGCGUUGGCAGCUGCUACAUGUUCCGUCUUGACGAGAAAACGAUCAUCGACGCUACAAGGUGCGGCAACCUCGCUCGCUUUAUCAACCACUCGUGUGACCCCAAGGCUUUCGCGCGCAUUGUGGCCGUGGAAGGCGGAGAGAAGAAAAUUGUGAUUUUCGCCAAGCGGGCUAUUGCGGUGGGAGACGAAGUGACGUACGACUACAAGUUCCCGAUUGAGGACGAGGCCAUCCGCUGCGACUGCAACGCACCGAAUUGCAUUGGUCGCAUGAACUAG
Phytophthora sojae is the source of this 9321-nucleotide messenger RNA. RefSeq lists its product as hypothetical. Gene Ontology annotation, molecular function: protein binding. Bases 1 to 9321 code for a protein of 3106 amino acids. Gene Ontology annotation, cellular component: nucleus. The record is from RefSeq and is a predicted model, not a curated record. The transcript has a single exon. NCBI's taxonomy places the organism in Eukaryota, Oomycota, Peronosporomycetes, Peronosporales, Peronosporaceae.